This is a messenger RNA of Plasmodium fragile, 3519 nucleotides long. RefSeq lists its product as uncharacterized. The coding region runs from base 1 to 3519 and encodes 1172 amino acids. Gene Ontology annotation, molecular function: RNA polymerase II cis-regulatory region sequence-specific DNA binding; DNA-binding transcription activator activity, RNA polymerase II-specific; protein heterodimerization activity. The transcript is spliced from 4 exons. Gene Ontology annotation, biological process: regulation of transcription by RNA polymerase II. Lineage: Eukaryota; Apicomplexa; Aconoidasida; Haemosporida; Plasmodiidae. The record is from RefSeq and is a predicted model, not a curated record. Gene Ontology annotation, cellular component: CCAAT-binding factor complex.
AUGAAGCAUGAGGAAAUUUAUGACCAUUCACGAAAUGCCCAAAAUGGAGAUGCAUCCAUUAAAACGGAGAUGACAGACGAUAAGAAUGAUUCGAACAUGAACGGAGUUCGAUACGAUUAUGUAGGUAAAGCAGUUACGAAUGGAAGCUACGAUGCGGCAGAUGUGAAGACUAAUAACUUCCAUGCAGACAGCAGUUUUAGCAAUAAGCUAAUAUCCACAAUAGAAAGUGAAAAUAACCUGAACGAGGAAUACAAAUAUGGAUACGAUAAUGAAAUUUUGGCUAGCCACGAAAUACAAGCCACUUCAAAAGUAAUGAAAAGUAAAAAUAUGAGUGGUGUGGAAAAUGUUUCCCCUGAUAGUAAUGUGAUGGAUACCAAUCUGGUACUAAUAGAGGAAGACGAAUCGGUAGGGAUUAAUCAAAAUGGAAGUUUUCAAAAUGACGAUAAUAUAAACACAGAAGAUAAGAUAAACAGUAACGGCAUGGAGAGGAUGAGUGAUGUCAGAAGCGGUAGCAACAGUUCUGCAGUUAAUGAAGUUUAUAGGGACAAGAUUAAAACGGGUUCUUCCCACACCUUGUCGGAGUCCAAUAUGGAUGUGGAUGGAAGACAUACCUACAUCAGCACCCAACGUGGUUAUGCUUAUGAUGAUUCUGUUUCAAAUCAGUAUUAUGGCAAGAUGCAGUAUAAAGAAAUGAAGGAAGGUGUGAUGGAGCACCUCUAUUUUGAUAAAAGAGAGAAGGAUGAUGAGGGGGGGGUCAGUGGGUGUGGCGGGGUCGACGCCGAUUUUGAUGCGGUUGAAUCGGAUAUAAAUUUCUACGAUCAACAGGGAUUAGGGUUGGCAGUGCGGGACGGGAGUUGUCUCGACCCUGGGGGGGGCAAAAGUGACCACAAAAAUGGCCACAAAAGUGAGAUCGGGAGCGACUAUCACGACGCAGCCAGCACGCCCAUCCCCCCCGUUCCUCCCGAAAAUACCGCGCAUUACGAAGCUGAUGAGAAUUACUACCAAAAUUAUGAAGCACAAAAAAGUGUAGAAAAUUUUGAGCAGGACAUUUCAGACGUACUCCCCUCUGCUAAAAGUGAACACAGUGAAAAAAAGACUCUCCCAAAUUUCGAAUCCAAUGCGAUUAAGACACAUGGUCCAGGAGGAAUUAUUGCCAUGCCUAAUCCAACAAACACACAACUGCACAAGGAUUGCAGUUACGAUAGUGGGUUAUACGGAGACGGCAGUAAUGCAAGUCUGAGUGUCAAACCUUGUGAAAACGAUAUGCAGGGUGAAGAUAAAAAUGGAAAUGGAGAAGAAGUUUUAGAUGAUGUUACGUGGCAGGGUCACAAAAACGACAAGGAAGGAGGCAGCGCGGAGGGAUACCAAGUGAAAACAAAUAUAGGCAUAGCUGCUGUGGAUAAAGAAAGUGACUGUAUAAAGGGGAAUCAGUCGAAUGAGGGGGGUCCUCCUACUCGUGCAGACCAUGACAACGUGGCCAGCACAAUUAUGAAGGAGGUCACUGUAGAAUGUGAUAGUGGUGAACAGGAAGACGGUGUAGAUAACGCUAUUAUGUCACUUUUCGAAGAGGAUAAAUUAGAUGGAGGCGGCGAAAAUGGCCAUCUCGCACAUGACGGAGGAGUGGAAACGGGGAACGAGUUCCAAAGCAGUGAGGAAAAAGUAGUUUAUGAGAAGAGCGUGAAAAAGUGCGCAAAUGAAAAGGGGACAGAGGAUGGAGAUAAUUAUGGGGCGAAGAGUGCGGAAGAUGUGCUUGUGAAGAAAACUAUGCAUAGUUCCAUUCCAAGCGAAGGAAGUAAUAGGGAGGAGUUUUACAAUGGGGUGAGUGUUGGUGCUCCGGUAAACGUGGAAAACGAUUUGGGAGUGAUGAGGACAAAAUCCUCCAGCGAUGAUGCACAGCAGAAGGGCGAGUACGACUCAAAUGUGACUACUGUGAAUAUCCCGCCGAAGGAGAGCAGCCGGGGGGAGAGUGGCCAUGGGGACAGUGCCGCCAAGCAGGAGCAGGAAGGAAUGACAGGCCCAAAUGGACAACCCGUGAAGAGUAAGGACAAUUCGAGCGAAUUCAAAGUGCAUACGCCUAGCAACACAAACGGGAAUGAGAACAAGGGGGGGGUGUACUCCUACAUGAAGGGAAGCAACACCAUGGAUGACACGAUCACUAGCACGGUAAGUGAUAAUGCAAAUGAAUACGAAUUGGUGGAGGAUGGUAGUGAAGAGAAGAACGAAAAGGCAUACCCCAAAAUUGAGUCUGAAAAUGUCCAAAUGGAAAGUGCCUACUACACCAUGGCAAAUAAUAAUAAACGACGAAGAGAUUGUUUCGCCGAUGAUGAAAUAAACAAGGAAAGAAAAUUAAACACUCAAAAUACAUCCCUGUAUGGACCGCUCUAUGCAUCCCCUGAGGAGAAUGUAAAUAAAACCUUCAUCGUACAUACACAUGGCGAAUCGUAUGAGGAACAGAAGGCAGAGAAGACAAGCUACGAAAGUUGUAGCAAAGGUGAGCAAUAUGUUAACCCUCAACAAGAAGGUGAUCAAAAUAAAGCGGAGGGAAAUUUUGUAAAUUAUUCAAAGGAGAAUCUUGGGGGGGUUAUUUUCAUUAACAGGGAUAACAUGAUUAGCAGUGAUCACUCAUAUGACAAUGGACAGUCCUUUAUGAAUAAUGGAACAUAUGACAACACCAAUGUAGUUGAAACAGUUGUCCACGACAAUGUAGACACUAACGGUACAUAUGUACCAAGCCUCUCACAACCCAAUGGUCAGGAUUCUGAUCCUAAUUGUAAAGCAAAUAUAACCCAUAGUUUUAAUGACGCAGAAAUUAAGAAUAACACAAAUGGUUAUUCACAGCAUAUUCAGGUGUCAGUCAAAAGUGUGAAGGACAACUGUGAUGAGUAUGUGGAUAUGGACAAGGAAAAUAAUAACCUGUCUGAUGAUGGUAAAAAUUCUAGUGAUGAUAAUAUUGAAAAAAAAGACUCAAAUCAGUUUGAGGUAAAUGAUAAGAAGAAGAUUAAAGCGGACAGUGAGACAUUAUUGCCAAUAGCUAAUAUAAGCAGAAUUAUGAAAAGGAUUUUGCCGGCAUCUGCUAAGGUGGCCAAGGAGAGCAAGGACAUAAUACGAGAGUGCGUCACGGAGUUUAUACAGUUUCUGACCAGCGAGGCCAGCGACAGGUGCCUGAGGGAGAGGAGAAAGACCAUCAGCGGCGAGGACAUCUUGUUUUCCAUGGAGAAAUUGGGAUUUAACGACUACGUUGAACCUCUUUAUCAGUACCUCACUAAGUGGAAGCAACUCAAAGGAAUGAACAACUCCAGCAACAGCCAAGAGAAGAAGUGUGAAAGUUCGAAUCAAUCGCUCGAGGAAAACACCACAAUGAACAAGAGCCUGAGCGACGUUAACAUGAACAACAAUACAAUUAUGGGCACGGGAGCAGCAGACAAUGUCAUGCUGACCAAGGGCACCGACCGUUUGAUGAGCAACAUGUAUAGAAACCCGAACGAAAUAUUUGAAAACAAUGUAAACCACAUGUAUUAA